AUGUCCGCCUGCAGCGCGAGCGAUGACGCUCAGGACAAUCAGGACAGCAUACUGGAGCCGCUGUGUUUCCCAGAGCAGCCAGCUGAUGGCGCCGGUGCUCCCAGUGUGCAGGGUCCCAGUCUGCAGGGUCCCGGCACCGAGCUGCUGGUGUGUCUGUUCUGCCCCGAGUCCGUCUCCCUGCAGCAGAAAGACGUCCUCCUCAAACACCUGCUGCUGGAGCACAAGCUCGUCAUCGCAGACGUCAAACUGAUCGCAGACCUGUCAAAGUACAUGUUGUACUGGAAGGGCAGAUUCUUGGAGCAACCGGUUACAGAUUUCUGCAGCGUGAUCAAGACGAACUCCACCGGGCCAGUCGAGAAACAGGAGGACUACUUCCUGCUGUGUGACGUCCUUCCGGAGGACCGAAUCCUCCGAGAGAGGCUCCAACAGAAACGACUGGAGGAGGUGCUGGAGCAGCAGCAGGUGGAGAGAGACGACGGCAGCUUCCAUCGUCUCUGUAUGUUCUGCAGUGAGGAGUUCGCAGGAAACAGGUCGUCUCUGUUGAACCACAUGGCCCGAGAACACUCCUUCAGCAUCGGACUGCCGGACAACAUCGUCUACUGCAACCAAUUUCUGGACACUCUGCAGAGAAAACUGGACAACCUGCAGUGUUUGUACUGUGAGAAAACCUUCCGGGAUAAAACCACGCUGAAGGAUCACAUGAGGAAGAAAGCUCACCGCCGCAUCAACGCCAGCAACCACGAAUACGACCGCUUCUACGUCAUCAACUACCUGGAGCUGGGGAAGACCUGGGAGGAAGUGCAGAGUGAGGAUGACCGCGAGCUGGCAGACGAUGAAGAUGACGAUUGGUCGGACUGGCAGGCUCAUCCGGUCUCCGCCGUGUGUCUGUUCUGUGAGCAUCAGUCGGAGACGAUGGAGCAGAUCUACACACACAUGAAGGAAGCUCAUGGUUUCGAUCUCCAUAAGCUGAGGACAGAACUCAAUCUCAGGUUCUACCAGCAGGUCAAACUGGUGAACUUCAUCCGGCGGCAGAUCCACCAGAGUCGCUGCUACGGCUGCCAGGAGAAGUUUGACUCCAGAGACGCCGUCCUCCGUCACAUCGCGGCUGAAGGUCACAUGAUGAAGCUGCCGGAUGUGUCGACCUGGAACCAGCCGCAGUAUUACUUCCCCACAUACGAGAACGACGCCCUCCUCUGUACUCUGUCUGACAGCGACGAGGAGGAAAGCGACGAGACGAAUCACGGCGAGGACGUCCCGGUCAUCGCCGAGGACAUCUCCAACCUCAGAGCGCUAAAACAGAGCAGCGUCCUCAACCAGCUGCUGAAGAACAGAGGCUCCUGCAGCUAGGACCACGGACAGUUGGGGCAACAGGACUGUUUAUGCUCCGUCCGUCAGUUGGAAGAUAAAUGGACAGCACUGCGUUUUCCUCCCAAAUGUUUCACCACUUAACUUAUGUCCUGCAAAGAACUAAUACCAGUCAUUACGCACCCUGAACUCGCACUUUAAAAGCCGCCAGAAGCCUUUUCAGAAGUGCAGCAGCGGCUCAGAUGUUCCAGUUCAACCUUUACUUGCUACUUAUUUCCAUUCAAGCAAUAAAGAUAAAUACAAACAUGUUUUCUUGAAUAUUAAGUUUAUUAGGUUUAUAGGCACCAUGUGUAAUUUAAUUUUUAUGUAUUAAUCAUUUUUAUUGCCAAUGAGGGAACAGGUUGUAAUGUCACUUAAAAAGCUUAUAAAUGGAGGACCAACAGGACACUGACUGCAGUUCACUUAACGGCCACUGGUGGCGCUGUUAAAUAGAGUUUUAGUUUAGAUUUUUUUUUCUUUUGUUCAUUCAUAAACUAUAACCAGUGCUGAACUGACAGCUGCAGUGCAGAUGAAGACAUCUUCCAGCUGUUUCUGUUAAAUAAAUGUUGUCCAGCUUCA
Molecule: messenger RNA, 1923 nt
Organism: Dicentrarchus labrax (European seabass)
Lineage: Eukaryota; Metazoa; Chordata; Actinopteri; Moronidae
Gene: znf277
Product: zinc finger protein 277
Exons: 12
Coding region: 1-1347 (448 amino acids)
Source: RefSeq, a predicted model, not a curated record